Messenger RNA from Merops nubicus (carmine bee-eater), 1128 nucleotides. Its product is annotated as tyrosine-protein kinase Fer-like. The transcript is spliced from 10 exons. The record is from RefSeq and is a predicted model, not a curated record. Gene Ontology annotation, biological process: Fc-epsilon receptor signaling pathway; regulation of mast cell degranulation; protein phosphorylation. NCBI's taxonomy places the organism in Eukaryota, Metazoa, Chordata, Aves, Coraciiformes, Meropidae. The annotation marks the transcript as partial. Gene Ontology annotation, molecular function: ATP binding; protein tyrosine kinase activity.
GUUAAAAACAGUAAUAGAAGAACUGAUGCAGACACAGCAAACCCUUUUGAGCAAAGAGGAACUUGUGUUGGAACUGGAGAAAAAAAUAGAAGAGUCCUCCAAGACUUGUGAGAAGAAGUCUGAUAUUGUACUCUUGCUGAGUCAAAAGCAAGCACUGGAGGAACUUAAGCAAACAGUUCAGCAAUUAAGAUGCUCUGAGGCAAAAUUUGCAGCCCAGAAAGAACUACUGGAGCAAAAGGUUCAAGAGAACGACGGGAAAGAGCCACCACCUGUAGUGAAUUAUGAAGAAGAUGCCAGAUCAGUGACUUCUAUAGACAAGAAGGACAAAGUCUCAAGAUUUGACACUAUACGUCAUUCCAUAGCUGGAAUUAUAAGGUCUCCAAAAUCCAUGUUGGGCUCAUCAUCACAGUUCUUUGAUGUAAUUUCAACCACUGAGAAACCGUUGGCUGAGCAAGACUGGUAUCAUGGUGCAAUUCCAAGAAUAGAAGCCCAGGAACUGUUAAAACAGCAAGGAGACUUCUUGGUGCGAGAAAGCCACGGGAAACCUGGUGAAUAUGUCCUUUCUGUGUUUUCAGAUGGACAACGGAGACACUUUAUCAUACAAUAUGCUGAUAAUCAGUAUCGUUUUGAAGGAACUGGGUUUCCAACAAUACCUCAACUCAUAGAACAUCAUUACACAACAAAGCAAGUUAUUACAAAGAAAUCAGGUGUUGUUCUGCUGAAUCCUGUUGUUAAGGAUAAGAAGUGGGUUCUCAAUCACGAAGAUGUCACACUGGGAGAAUUACUGGGCAAAGGUAAUUUUGGUGAAGUGUAUAAGGGAACAUUAAAGGAUAAAACUCCUGUUGCUGUAAAAACUUGUAAAGAAGAUCUUCCUCAGGAAUUGAAAAUAAAAUUUCUGUCAGAAGCCAGAAUACUCAAACAGUAUGAUCAUCCUAAUAUUGUGAAACUUAUAGGAGUUUGCACACAGCGACAACCUAUUUAUAUUGUUAUGGAACUUGUGCCAGGAGGUGAUUUCCUAUCGUUUUUAAGAAAAAAGAAGGAUGAGCUAAAAACCAAACAGCUGGUGAAAUUUUCAUUAGAUGCUGCUUCUGGUAUGGCAUAUCUCGAAUCUAAAAAUUGUAUACAUAG